This is a messenger RNA of Aphanomyces invadans, 2921 nucleotides long. RefSeq lists its product as hypothetical. NCBI's taxonomy places the organism in Eukaryota, Oomycota, Saprolegniomycetes, Saprolegniales, Verrucalvaceae. The transcript has a single exon. The coding region runs from base 1170 to 1931 and encodes 253 amino acids. The record is from RefSeq and is a predicted model, not a curated record.
CACCAAAAGUCGUUGGCCAUCGUGUACUCGGUCAGGGCGAGAUAGCUAUAACUCGCAAACACGGUCGCGACCAUGUAUCCAAAUCCGGCCAACGCGACGCCGUACCGACUCGCCCUGCCCAACAUGGACUUGUUUGUGGCGUGAAAGCUCGCGAGCUUGCGUUCGUCGUUGUCGGUCGGGUCGUCAAAGUGGUCGCUCUCGACCGGGUCCAGGUGGAACCAACGCCACAACUUGAUGUCAAACACCCAGUCUCGAAUCGGAAGCAUCCCUGCCAUGACGAGCGCCACAGCGUCGGGCUUUGCCCCCACCGACAAGAACGUGACCGCGGCCGCGGGAAUCACGACUUGAUUGCCCUCCAAGUGCAACGUCCUCUCGGCCGCCGUCCGAUCCGUCCUUGCGCGACACAUUGACCGCAGCUUCGACAGCGCCAACGUCACGAGUGGGGUGCCCGCGGCAAUCCCCACGAGUACAACCAAACGAGCCAUGCUCCCAAUUUCGACCAUGCCGCUCUCGCACACAAUUUGCAACCCGAGGCGACCGAUCGAGCACGUUGGUUGAAUCGCCGCGACCGCUUGGAGCGGGGACACGACGUCGAUGACAAACAGGACAACCCACGUUGCAAUCGAGCCCACGGCGACCAGCACGUCCCGAGGGCCGAUCACCGGAAGGAACACAUCUUGGACGACGUACGUUACCCACGCCGCUUCUCCCGCAAAGAGCCCCGAUGAAAAGAUAGAUCGGGGGUUCAUGUAUAGGCUGGACACACGACCCACAGCGACAAACUCCACCGGCGACGUGCUGAGCACGAUGAGCGCGGUCAUGCCACGAAGGAACAGCAUUGGCCGACCAACCCACACGGACCCGACGACGCGGUUGAAUUUGAGCAAAUUCGCCCCUCGAAAGUGACAGCGCGACCAGGCGGCGUACACCAUGACGAUCGUGCCAACCCCAAUCAAGUUGAAACUCACGUAGAUGGUGAGGAUCCGAAUGUAGUUGCAUGCGUUUUGAGGGAGUUCCCCGGGGUUGGCCACCAUCGAGAAGGGCGGAUUCGAUUGCGAGAUGAGCGUCAAGUUGCCUUGGUCGCCUUCAAAGUUGUACACUUCGCGGCCGUCCUGUAGCCAGUCGUAGAUCAUGACCAGGCCAAAAAACGUCCACGGGUCAGCGGACGGAUGCACAGGUACCAACGGCUGCAGCAGCAGCAGCUCGGAUCCGUUUUGCGACGCCAUCUGCAUAAACUGAAUGUUGAUGGCCGCGGCUGCGGCAAGCGAGCUUGCCUUUGCAGACGACAUGGAAGACGUCGCAAGCGCAUCCACCUCGCCAACGGACACUUGGCGCAACAUUUCCAGGCACUCGCCACUGGUCGUGGGGCACAAGUUACAAAUGGAUGCUGCCAUGUCCGUAGAGAGCGGGGGAAGCAACUGCAGAGCAAACAGCGUCGCUUCGAGCGUCACCUCGACCGUGUGACGAGCUUGGGCCGUGCAAUCAGCAUAGUACCCGAACGACUCUUGAAUGAACGGCUGGGGGCUCCCCAACGGACACACGGGGCUGCCGCCGUAAAACUCGCGACCUGCGGCGAUCCACGUCGCGGGAACGACAUCCAGCACGGCGGCGGGUGGAAUCGCUCUCGUUUUCAAAUGCUCGCCCAGUUUGGUUUGGAAGGGGCGCAAGACGGACGACAACGUGGGGGGCUUCGACACAAGCAUCAUAUCCAACGACAGGAACGGGCCAAUGUGCUGCCGAACGAGGCGAACCCCCGGCGUGGGGGGGAGGUCCAGCACGUCAACAUCCCAUUCAAUGCCCAUAUUGAAGACGCUGUCCGGGUCCGUCAAGAUGACGCUGGCUCCGAUCGACUGGCUAAUGUCCAUGACGUUCCAAAACCCACAGUACCCAAACAGCGUCGUCCACUUGCCGAGGCCGCGCCCAUACGUUGAGCUUUUCUUGAUGCGGACGGUCUGUUUGUACCCGAGAGCAUUCUGGAUCUGAAUCGAGUCGUCGAUGCCGUCGUGGUUCAGAUUCUGCAUGCCCGUUCGCCAGUACUCGAGGCCGUGGCGUCGCCAGUACGCAACCUCAUCGUCGAGAGCGACCCGUUUGUGGGCAAGUAUCGCGUCGACCCACUGCUUGCCGUCGUCGGUGCGCCCAAGUGUCUGCAACAUGGUCGCGUUGAGCAUCCCGCUGUACGACGACGUCAAAAUGUCGUUGGCAGGGCCAUUCCGCACCAACGGUUCGAAGUAGACGGCUGCGUUGGUCGUUUUCGACGCUUCGCACCGUGCUUGGCGCUUGGGCGUCAUGGACAGCGCAAACUUGCGGUCGAGAUCGACCCAGCAGUAGAACGACCCCAUCAAGAUGUUACUCGUGAUCGAGCCGAGGCGAAGGGACCGGACGGCGUGCUCCAACGGAAUGUUGUCCAACAAGAGGGUGCGCGCGUACGAGGCACUCCACUCGAUGCGACUGCCGCUCGCGUCCGCGUACGAUUUCGUCGAGUAGGCAGUCCCGUCGAAGAGCGGAAGCGGCCCGACGCGGCCUUGGCUCAACUGAGCAUUGUACAUGUCUCCUAGAAACGUUUGGAGCCCCGUCGUGUUAAAGUCAGACCACCAGUAAUCGUUGGAGACGCUCGGAUUCAGCUCGGUCAAGUACACGGCACUGAGGCAAAGGGAUCCGACGAGGUAGAGGAGCCCCCCGACGAGGCCGACGUGAGACUUGCCCGAGGUUGGGAUGCCUGUUUCGGAAGGGCGGCGGUGGCUGUCGUCGUCGUGGAAGGGCACGACUUCCGUCAUCGUGGAAUGUGUCCCCUUCCAGCAGCUACCUGAACGGCGUACUGGACGAUCGGCGGCGGCGGUGGCUUGUCGAUUGCGACUGCCAAAGACAAUCGACGAGUGGGGACGGUUGGUUUCACCUGGCGUAUAUUCUUGUCCCGUGCCAAG